CCUCGCAUUGAGAAGUUUCUGGUUGCAACAUCUCCCGGGCUGUCUGGAGCAGAACGUGUUCUCCUGGCAACUGCUUCCGGACGGAGCUGGAAUCAAUUGGAAGCUCCCAGGGCUUGAAGACGGCAGAUGCACACACACCCCACAGCCCGCGGCGCAGCCAGACACUUCGGGGACCAGAUUUUGUUUUUACGUCAUCUCUACACCCAACGUGGGGCUUGAACUCACAACCCUGAGAUCAAGAGCUGCAUGCUCUGCCAACUGAGCCAGCCAGGAGCUGCUCAUUUUACCUGUCCUUGAUCUUCAUAGACAAAGAAUUACCAAGCAGACCACAAAUGUGGCAGCUGUUAGCAGCAGCAUACUGGAUGCUUCUUCUUGGACCUAUAUAUGGUUAUCACAAGAAAGAGAGUAUCACAAAUCCUGAAGCUAAUAUGAAUAUUAGUCAGAUUAUUUCCUACUGGGGUUACCCUCAUGAAGAGUAUGACGUCGUGACCGAAGAUGGUUAUGUCCUCGGAAUUUACAGGAUUCCUCAUGGAAGACGAUGUCCAAGAAAAACUCCGAGGCCUGUUGUGUAUUUGCAGCACGGCUUGAUCGCGUCUGCCACUAACUGGAUCUGCAACCUCCCCAACAACAGCUUGGCUUUCCUUCUGGCAGAUUUCGGUUAUGACGUGUGGAUGGGGAACAGCCGGGGAAACACCUGGUCCAGAAGACACCUGAAGGUAUCCCCCAAGUCUCGAGAGUACUGGGCCUUCAGCUUGGACGAGAUGGCUAACUAUGAUCUCCCGGCCACAAUCAAUUUUAUCUUGGAGAAAACAGGACAAGAGCAACUCUAUUACGUGGGCCACUCCCAAGGCACCACCAUAGCCUUCAUAGCAUUCUCUACAAAUCCAGAGCUGGCUAAAAGGAUUAAGAUAUUUUUUGCAUUGGCUCCAGUCAUCACAGUGAAAUACACCCAGAGUCCUCUGAAAAAAUUUACAACUCUUUCCAGGGAAGUAGUCAAGGCAUUAUUUGGUGACAAGAUGUUCUACCCUCAUACGUUUUUUGACCAAUUCAUUGCCACAAAGGUGUGCAGCCGGAAGCUCUUUCGUCACAUUUGCAGCAACUUCCUAUUCGCGUUGAGUGGAUUUGAUCCGAAAAACUUAAACAUGAGUCGCUUGGAUGUUUACCUGGCGCAGAGCUCCGCAGGAACGUCCGUCCAGAACAUGCUGCACUGGGCGCAGGCUGCGAAUUCCGGUCUCUUCCAAGCUUUUGACUGGGGAAACCCCGCUCAGAACAUGAGGCACUUCCACCAGCGGACGCCUCCCUUGUACGACGUGACCAAGAUGGAAGUGCCGACCGCCGUGUGGAGUGGAGGACGUGACCGUGUGGCCGAUCCUAGGGACGUUGAGAAUCUCCUCCCUAACAUCACCAGGCUUAUUUAUUACAAGCUGAUCCCGCACUACAAUCACGUGGAUUUUUACCUCGGACAGGACGCACCCCGGGAGAUCUACCAAGACCUCAUAGAGCUGAUGGACGAACAUUUGCAAAAUUAAAUAGCAUUCUCCGUUCCCUAAGCAAGUGGAUUUUUGAAAUAACGGGGCGCACGGACGCUAAGGUGAGCCCUCUAGUGACUUCCACCUCCCGGCGUCCGUGUGCUGGUGCAGUCCUCUCCCCGUGGAGUCGGGGAGGGCCCUGAGCCUCAUCCUCGUCCCACAGAACGGGCCAAGGUAACGGUGUCACACCCCCUGGGGCAGAUCGCGUUCACGGCGCAGGUGACGGGACGUCGCUUCCUGGUUGCACCAUAUCAUACGAGAAGCCGCCUAAACAGACUGGAGAAGAGAGUCCCCUUGUGGGCCUGAUGAGCUAAACAGGCGUGGGGAGGCCGCCUUCAUGGCAAGGAACCCGUGUGCCUCGUAGGGUCUGUAGGCGGCCUCCGGCCCAGAACCAGCAAACACACACCCGCGACACGGAUCACAUCCAAAUCCUGAGCUGGGGAGCCCGCCACGCCCCGUAAAGCCUCCAGCUGAGAAUGCAGCCUGGCCAACCCUGGGAGUCCCCGCGCGGAGGAACUAGCUGUGCCCUGCGUGCCCGAUGACCCCAUGCAAGAGUGAGAAAAUAGAUGUUCAUCCUUCUGAACCCCCAAGUUUGUGAUUUCUUGGCAGCCACGGCAAACCAGCCUUAAUAGCGAAAAUAAACUGUUAUCAUUAUUGUGAUUCUGACCUCAUCUCCGUCGCUAACGAGGAGACCUCGUUCCUCAUUACCUUUAUGUCCUUAUUUCUCGUUUCUUUUUUUUUUUUUUAUUUAUUUCUCGUUUCGAUGAACUUCCUUAAACAUUUGCGGAUCUGCUGGUGAUCGAUUCACAGCGUCUGUCUGAAAAAGUCUUUGCUUUGCCUUCGCGUAAGGGCGAACCAUGUGCCGUUACAGGCAGGCGUGAAGCAGGUCUUCCUUAUCCACUCACCCACCAGUGGACGUUUAGGUGGUUUCCUGUCUUGGCCGUUGCGGGUCAUGUCGGGAGGCACGUGUAUGUCUUCAAGAUCCUGAUUUCGAUUCUUUUGAAUAUGUACCGGGCUGUGUGAUUGCUGGGCCACGUGGCAGCUCUGCUUUCGAUGUUUUGAGGAACUUCCAAGCCGUUUCCUACGGUGGCCACACCCUUUUGCGUUCCCACCAAUGGUGCACGGUGGUCCAACGUCUCCACGCCCUCGCCAACACUUCUGUUUUGUCUUAUUAGUAGAAUUAUGGGGCGUGAGGGGAUAUGUCAUCGAGGUUCUGAUUCGCGUUUCCGUGACGGUCAGUGACAAGUGGAGAAGGUGCACGGCCGUGGGACUUGUCCCCCAGGAGGCGGGGAUGCUGCGUGUACAUCCUCAGAACGGGUUUGAGAGGCCCCAGAAUCUCCAACUGGAUUGAUUGGUAAAGAAAGUAUUUGCCUUCAUUUCUAAACUUUCUUCUAGGGAUCCCUGGGUGGCGCAGCGGUUUGGCGCCUGCCUUUGGCCCAGGGCGCGAUCCUGGAGACCCGGGAUCGAAUCCCACAUCAGGCUCCCGGUGCAUGGAGCCUGCUUCU
Canis lupus familiaris (dog) is the source of this 3034-nucleotide messenger RNA. RefSeq names its product lipase family member K (gene LIPK). The record is from RefSeq and is a predicted model, not a curated record. Gene Ontology annotation, molecular function: hydrolase activity, acting on ester bonds. Lineage: Eukaryota; Metazoa; Chordata; Mammalia; Carnivora; Canidae. The transcript is spliced from 11 exons. Gene Ontology annotation, biological process: lipid metabolic process. Gene Ontology annotation, cellular component: intracellular membrane-bounded organelle. The coding region runs from base 333 to 1529 and encodes 398 amino acids.